AAAGAGGACCAAAACUAGCAAUUAAUCCAAAUUAUGAUGUAAAAGAAGAAAAUUUCAAAGAUUGUUUUUUUCCCUGCGCCACCCUCCGCUUAACGUACGCACCUUUUCUCUUCCGCCCGAACCACCGUCGUAUCUCUCUCUCUCCACAUUUCACUUUCCAUCCCUUUUUGGUUUCAUCUCUGCAAAUUUCCGCCAUUAAUAUUACAUUUUUUUAUAGAUCUGUAAAAUUCACGUUCAUUAAAAACCCACCCAAAAAAAGCACAGCAAAUUUUCACCAUUUUCUCUUCUCAUCAGUUUCUCUCUGACAAUUGUACUAUUAUUGCUAUUAUUAAUACACAAACAAACUUCACCUUCAUAAAUUCACACUUAAAUUAGUUAUUACUCACUUCACUUUCCCCCCUUUCUCUCCCUCUUUCUACAUACAUUACUCUGUGAUUACUUCAACUGUUUUUCUUUCUUAUGUCAUUGCUGGAGCGGUUCGGAUUCUUCUUCCUCGUCAUUGUCGUCGUCCGGUCGAUCUCCGGCGAUCGGUUGCGCGGCGUCACUUGCUCACCUCCGACGUCGUCUCGGAUUCGCCGCCAUUGUUCCCGUUUCCAGAAGACGGUGUUGUUGCUGAGAUCCGAGCUGCUUCCUUUCCGCAUUCUCGGAUUUGAUUAUCAGCUCGUUCUCUAACCCACGCGAUCUUCCUCCUCUUUUGUGGAAUAAUCAUCAUAUUUGUGGUUGUUGACAAUCGGUUUAUGAGAGAAGAUGAAUCCGUUGUGCUGCAUUGCUCCGGUGUCGGUCGAUCGGGAUCGGGGGAAUCCUGCUGUCGUGAAGUCGCUGUCGCAGAACGAACAGUCUGGGUUUGAGGCGGCGGGGAAGCCUCCUGUGAGUAGUUUCAACUCGCGGCAGAGUUUCUCUAGGAUUUCUUCCGUCAACGGCGAUGCUGAUUUGACUGCCGCGGCCGAUUGCAAUAGUAAUAUUAGUAAUACAAAUGUUGGUGAAAAUAAUAGUAGUAAUAAUGCUAGUAUUAGGAAGAGUAGUAGUGUGAAGUUGAGGGAAGAGAACAAUAAUGCGGCUGCAUUGUAUAGUAGUGGGAAAACGAGUGUGUCGGGAGUGUUGUACAAAUGGGUGAACUUCGGCAAGGGGUGGAAAGCCAGGUGGUUUGUGUUGGAGGAUGGAGUGUUGUCGUAUUAUAAGGUCCACGGUCCGGAUAAGAUCGUGAUGAGCCCUCCUUCCGUCAAGGAGAAAGGCUUUAAAGUUAUUGGGGAGGAUUCUUGGAGGUACAUGAGGAAAGCUAGUAGUAUUGGGGGUAAUUAUCAGUCCGGAGCUAAUGGUAUUACAUCAUCCAAAAUGUGGAAGCCCUUCGGGGAAGUGCAUUUGAAGGUUUCUUCUAUACAAACUAGCAAGUCAGAUGAUAAAAGGCUUUCGAUAUACAGUGGGACAAAAACUCUCCAUUUGCGUUGCUCCUCCAGAGAAGACCGCAUGGCUUGGAUAGAGGCGCUUAUGAGUGCUAAAGAUCGGUUCCCCAGAAUGUUAUCCAGCACUGAUCUUGCACCUUCUCAAGAGUUUGUUGCAUCGACAGAAAAGCUCCGUGCAAGAUUGCUGCAGGAUGGUAUUGCUGAAGCAGUAGUUAAAGACUGUGAGUCUAUAAUGCUUCAUGACAUCACUGAGCUACAGAGUCAGUUGAAGGCUCUUCAACUUAAACACAUUAUGCUUCUUGACAGGCUGAGACAGCUAGAGACUGAGAAGAUUGAGUUGGAAACAACUGUGGUCGAUGAAACCAAGGAAAGAGAUUCAUGUUGUGGAGGCAAUAGAAGAUUCAGUGAUUUCUAUUCCAUCAUGUCAGAGGGGAGUGCAAGUGACUCUGAUGCUGAUAAUGAAAGCCGGGACGGAGGAUAUAUUGAACAAGACGAAGAUAACUUAUUUUUUGAUACAAAUGAUUUUCUAUAUGCUGAAUCCUUAAGAAGUGCUUCUUAUCGAAGUAGAGAAGGUGCAGGAAAUGCCUGCAGCUCUUUUACAAAUGAUAAAGGUCCAUUCUCGUCAGAUCGUUUAAGAGAAAUUGAAAUAGAUAUAAAGGAAAUUGAGUAUCCAUACGUCAAAAGGCGAAGUAAUUUGCCAGAACCAAAGGAGAAAGAGAAGCCAAUCGGUUUAUGGUCAAUAAUUAAGGAUAACAUUGGCAAGGACCUAUCUGGAGUUUGCCUACCUGUUUACUUUAAUGAGCCAUUAUCUUCACUGCAAAAAUGCUUUGAGGAUUUGGAGUACUCGUAUCUAGUUGAUCGAGCAUUGGAGUGGGGAAAGCAGGGGAAUGAUCUGAUGAGAAUCUUGAAUGUAGCAGCUUUUGCUGUAUCUGGUUAUGCAUCAACUGAAGGUCGGCAAUGCAAACCUUUUAAUCCUUUACUUGGGGAGACAUACGAGGCUGACUAUCCAGAUAAAGGUCUACGAUUUUUCUCAGAAAAGGUGAGCCAUCACCCUAUGAUUGUUGCUUGUCACUGUGAGGGCAGAGGAUGGAAAUUUUGGGCUGAUUCUAAUCUCAAAGGCAAGUUCUGGGGCCGCUCUAUUCAGCUCGAUCCUGUGGGAAUUCUUAGCUUGCAAUUUGAGGAUGGUGAAACAUUCCAGUGGAGCAAGGUCACGACUUCCAUAUACAACAUAAUCAUUGGUACAAUCUACUGUGACCACUACGGUACCAUGCGUAUCAAGGGCAGUGGUAGAUAUUCCUGCAAACUUAAAUUCAAGGAACAAUCUAUCAUAGACCGCAAUCCUCAUCAGGUUCAUGGAUUUGUGCAAGACAAUAAAACUGGAGAGAAGGUAGCAAUGCUGUUGGGUAAAUGGGAUGAAGCAAUGUAUUAUGUGUUGGGAGACCCUAUGACAAAGCCAAAGGGUUAUGAUCCAAUGACAGAAGCUGUAUUGCUUUGGGAGAGAGGCAAAUCCGUUACCAAGACAAGAUAUAAUCUCUCACCUUUUGCCAUAUCUCUAAAUGAAUUGACACCUGGUUUACAGGAAAAGCUGCCCCCGACUGACUCCCGGCUUAGGCCAGAUCAACGUCAUUUAGAGAAUGGAGAAUAUGAGCUGGCAAAUUCCGAGAAGCUGAGACUUGAACAACUUCAGAGACAGGUCUCUCACACACGCGCGCACACACACACACGCACACAGUCACUGUACCACACUCCACUCAAGGUUUUUUUGCCUGAUGUCUUGUGUUUUGUGUGGGAUUUUAAAUAGCUUUGUAAUUAUUGCGCAGGCAAGAAAACUGCAGGAGAGAGGCUGGCAACCACGAUGGUUCCGGAAGGAUGAUGAUGGCUCUUACCAGUAUGUUGGUGGAUACUGGGAAACUAGGGAGAAACGUAACUGGGGAGAUAUUCCCAACAUAUUUGGGCAGGGUACCGAUAUACCUAGUAGAGUAGAAUAUCUUCCUUUCUAGGCUUCACCGACUUUGGAAUCAGAAUGACAAUAACUGCCAAAACGUGCUUGGUUCUGGUUAGUCGCGACCACGAAAUGUUAGACGAUGGUUUUCCACAACUAGAUUUAGUGGAAGCCUGUUUUUGUAGUUUGGGAGACUGGGAGGUGUGUCCCUGGGAAAUGGCAAAGUUCUAUUCUUUCUGUGAAGACGAUGAUUCGGAUCCUUAAAGAAAGUACAUAUAUCAGUAAAUUACAAACCUUUUCAAUUGAGAUCAGGAAAAGCUUGGAGUCUGGACAACACAAUCGUAUGCGUCUUAUGGUAUAAUUUGAGGCAUUUUUAAAAACCAGCUUCUUCUUCUUCUUCUUCGUGGUUUUAAGGGGAUAUUUGAACUGAAAAACUUCUUUGAGUUGGAAACAUUAAGUGGUUACCAAUUCCAUCCUUAUCAGAUAAACACC
Molecule: messenger RNA, 3834 nt
Organism: Oldenlandia corymbosa var. corymbosa
Lineage: Eukaryota; Viridiplantae; Streptophyta; Magnoliopsida; Gentianales; Rubiaceae
Source: the annotation of a GenBank genome assembly